AUGUAUUAUAUUAUUCUCGUAAUUUUGCUAGCCUUGAUAUUGUAUUACUUUUGGACUUGCAGAUGUUAAUUGGAUUAUGUGACUAAUGACCUUAACACUUCAAUCAUUAAUAGAUGCAGUAUUAUUAAAAAUAAAAUGUUUUACUAUACGCCAUAUUUAUUCACAGGAUUGUUAUAAGCCAUUAUUGCUUCUAAAGUAUAAGAUGUGGAUCCGAAACUAAAAUUCGUGAGGGAAUAUGUAGAUUUCGGAAAGGAUUUUGGUUGUUUCGCAUUGGAUUGGGGAAGUUACGAAGGGAAAAUAAGUGAGAAGGAAGCAAAAAUAACAGAAGGUAAGCCUUUGGUCGUUGUUUUAAGGUUGAACCUUAUAUAACUAACUUUUUCUCUAAAUUUUGCCAGAAUUAAUCUGAUUGGAGGAUUGAUCUAUUUGGAUCCAAAAAGAUAAAUACUGCCAUAGAUAGGAAACUUUCAUCAUGUAGAGGAUUUUAGAAGGGUUUUGGAAUAUAUUGCAAAGCAACAUAAUAAAAGCACUAUAUAUGCUAUAGGCCAUAGUUUCGGUUCCAAUACACUUCUAAAGUAUUUGGGAAUGUGUGGAAGCAAUGGAACUGACCCAUUGAUUAAGGUAGCUGUCAGUGUUGGAAAUCCUUAUGACUUUUAACUUGGCAUGCGAUAUUUAGAAGAUAGUUUGUCUGAUUCUUAUAUAAGAAAACAUAGAUAAAGAAUAGCGAGGGAAAAGAUAGAUCAAUACUUGCCGAUACCUAAGCACAUCAAUUUGGACUUGAAUAAGGUGUAGUAAGCCAAGACUUCCUUAGAAUUUGAUACCUACUUCACUAAACCAAUAUUUGGUGCGCCUUCUGUAGACUUCCAUUAUUUAUCAAUUCAAUGUGCUAACUAUAUGGAGUUUGUCAAAAUCCCUGUAUUUUUUUUGGGUUCUUUCGAUGAUCCAGUAAUAAAUAAUAGGGCAGUCUAUCCAAGAGACGCUAUAUUAAAGAAUCCAAAUCUAAUUUCCUUAAUGACCCAAGUUGGUGGACAUAUAUCAUGGUUUGAAGGAGUGCUGCAUCCAAAAAGAUGGUACUAUAAACCUGUUUUGCAAUAUUUGAAUGCAAUUCAUUAAUUGCUCUGA
Molecule: messenger RNA, 1119 nt
Organism: Paramecium tetraurelia
Lineage: Eukaryota; Ciliophora; Oligohymenophorea; Peniculida; Parameciidae
Exons: 5
Molecular function (GO): monoacylglycerol lipase activity; short-chain carboxylesterase activity
Source: RefSeq, a predicted model, not a curated record